Messenger RNA from Trypanosoma conorhini, 1275 nucleotides. Its product is annotated as golgi/lysosome glycoprotein. The transcript has a single exon. Bases 1 to 1275 code for a protein of 424 amino acids. The record is from RefSeq and is a predicted model, not a curated record. Lineage: Eukaryota; Euglenozoa; Kinetoplastea; Trypanosomatida; Trypanosomatidae.
AUGAACUUGGCUCCGCUCCUCACGCUUUUCCUCCUUUCCCUGUGCUGCCCCGUUGCUCAGGGGGUGAACUUGUACCCGUCGUGCCAGGGGGGCGAACUGCAAGGGUCCGCGGAUGCGGGUGGGGAGACGACCAUCUUUGCAUUGUCGCAAAAGACACGGGCCUUGAAACUGACGUGUCUUGCUUACGAGGUGAGCAGCCUCAUGGGUGGCAUGAAAAAGGGUGCAAAGGAUCCGUGCGGCGUGGCCCAUCAGACGGAGUACCUGCAUCGCCUCGUCAUCCGGGCAGCAACAGAGGAUAAGGCCAGUGGUAAAGUCAAUUUGACGGAUUUUGAUGUGAAGGACCUUGCAGGGGGGUCCCUCGGCGAUGUCGUCAUUCGUUUGCCGGGGCCGAGUAGGCUCUCCCUAGUUUUUAUGAACAACGCCGUGAACCGCCGUUGCUCGCUGCGCAUCCGUGCGAUCAUGAGCUACACGGAGAAGACGGAGCCGACGCAGCAGGAAAGUUUGCCGGUGGCAGUUUCGGUGGUCCCUCGGACGGUGUACGUCAAACGCAGUGCGACGACGAGCGUUUUCCUGCGCUAUCCGCAGGGCACAGACAUGCGGGCAGCGCAGUCAGACGUUGUGAAGCUCGUCGACUUGUCCAAGGAGUGCGCAACCGGCGGUGCUGGUGGGCACAUUAUGCGUCUGCCGCCGUCUCUGCCGCCUAUGCCUCACCUUGGCGACCCCGCGACGCUGGGGCUGCGUGACUACUACUUUGACACCCCUGAGACCUAUCGAGUCUGCUACUACGGCAAUGGAACCCAGACGGGCGCCGAGCUCGCGGUCAUUCGCGUGUUCGACGGUAACCCCGCCUACUACCAGGUGGUUAGCGGUCAGGACGAGGAAGGGCGUGUGUUCGUUGGGGCGAAGACGACAGUCAAGUUCCACGGAUAUGACCUCGACACUCGCCCCGGCGGGGACAGGGCAAAGUUCGUCAGUGACAGUGAGGAAUGUGCAACGGCGAAGGCCGCCGGCGGCGUGUCGGAGGCCACGAACCUCGGCCCUGGCGACAGCUACGGUCCCGGCACCACCUACACGCUCUGGACGUGGGUGCUGCGGGAGGCUGGCGCCUUCAAGGUGUGCUACAAGCGCCGCAACGGCGUCUGGACGGAGGUGCCGAGUAUCACCGACGUGGGCCCGGACGCAGCCGCCGCCCCCACCCCUGGCGCGACUGACCCCAAACGCGUCCCGCGCCCCACAGACCCCUGUGACGAAAGCGGAAUGUCCCAUGGCAAGUGA